UUCUUUGACAUACAGUACAACAAUACUCGAACGUGAAUCACGAGCCGAUAUCUUUCCGACUUUGUUCCAGACUUUACCGGCGUCACGUUAUGACAGAACAUGGUUUUAAAAUCCCUGGAAGAUAAGAAUGGAUUUACACUUUGAUUUUUAAAGGACAUUCCCGUGAUUUUUCUAGCGUAAUUCAACUCUGUGGACCCUCGGAUGUUUGCACCGUAGCUCGGCAGUUUGUCAACAUAAACCUCGGCAGGAACUGAUGGAUAAUGGCGGCGGAGCCUCCUUCACCACCUCCUCCUCCUCCUCCUCUGACAUUCAGACUAUCAGUGCUGCCGUUUCCCCAAAACCAAACCCGGAACUGAAGAAACUACUGACUUUUAAGGUUUACAAGAGGAGGUGGUUUGUCCUGCUGGUUCUGUGUUUGUUAAACUGCUCCAACGCUACGAUAUGGCUGACAUUUGCGCCCGUGGCGGACCAGUCUGCCCAUUACCUGAAGGUCACGCUGGAAGAAAUCAACUGGCUGUCGCUGGUCUACAUGGUGGUGGCCAUACCGCUCAGCUUUGGGACCACGUGGAUGCUGGACACUCUCGGGCUCAGGAUCACGCUGAUCGUAGGCUCCUGGCUGAACAUGUUCGGAGCCAUGCUGCGCUUCUUUGGCACGCUACCGCCUGACCGGUACGGUGUCGACUACAACAUAGUGAUGGCGGGUCAGACGUUUGGAGCUCUGGCUCAGCCCCUCAUCAUCUUCACCCCCACUAAACUGGCUGCUCUCUGGUUCCCCGACCAUCAGCGGGCCACGGCGAACAUGAUCGCCUCCAUGUCUAAUCCUCUGGGCAUUCUCCUCGCUAACAUCAUCUCUCCUUUGAUCGUUAAGACUCCUGAACAGAUUCCAGCUCUGAUGAUGUCCUAUGCAGUCCCGGCAUGCCUCAUCUGUUUCCUAGCAACAGUGGGGAUACUGAGCGGCGCCCCGCCCACGCCUCCAUCAGCCAGUGCAGAGUCGUCCGGAUCUGAGCCGUUUGUACAGGGCAUCAAACUGUUACUAAAGAACAAACCCUACCUGGUCCUGCUGGUGUGCUUCGGCUCGGGCAUCGCGGUGUUCACCUGCUUCUCCACGCUGCUGGAGCAGAUCCUGUGCGUGCAGGGAUACAACAACGACUUCGCCGGCCUGUGCGGCGCCCUCUUCAUCGUGUUCGGUAUCAUCGGCGCCGGCGCAGUGGGUCUCUACGUGGACAAGACCAAGAAGUUCAUCGAAGCCCUGAAGAUCAACAUCAGCUUGUGUGCUGUAGCGUGCAUCGCGUUUUCAGUGGUGUCUCUGAUGCGUGAGCAGAAAGCCGCCGUUGCCGCCGUGUGCUCUCUCUUCGGCUUUUUCGGUUUCUCCAUUUAUCCCGUGGCUAUGGAACUUUCUGUGGAGUGUUCGUAUCCGGUGGGAGAAGCCACAUCUGCCGGACUCAUCUUCAUAUCAGGGCAGAUUCAGUCUGUCCUCUACAUCAUCGUCCUUCAGGCUUUGACCAAAAGACUCGCCGACUCUCCUCUGUCCACCUGCGGUGACGCCGUCCUGGGCUGGAAAGUGUCCAACAUGGUGAUGGCGGGACUGUGCAGUGUGUUCGCCUGCGGCCUCGUCAUCUUCUUCCACACGAGAUACAGACGACUGGAGGCCGAGGAGGAUGCGACCUACGGCACCAAACAACGCAAGAGCUCGGCGACGGCAGCGAGCGUUGACCGCGGCCUUAGCGUGAACUCGUGACUUGAGCACGGUCUCACGAUGAGAGGGAGAGCGAGAGAGGGAAUUAUGGGUAAAUGAAAAAAUGGAGAAAGUUACAUUCUUUCUUUGGUCAACUUCAGGUUUGAUUGUACAUGAAGGUACAAUAAUAUGUUUUAUUACCAUGGGUACUAACAAAUUAUCUUGAAGUAUAUUUACGUAAAAUAAACAUAAAUCUUUCCAUUAAUAAGUUGUAAUUUGCUAAAUAGUUGAAACAGUUAACAUUCCUGGGAUUUAAUUUUUUUAUCUAAAACUUAUUUUUAAUACUCAAAAUAAAGCUGCUGUUGCUAAAAUCUGCUAUAGUACGUUCCAGGUGUCUCAGAAUUGGGAAUGGAACGUCCACAGAGGUUAGCUAAUCCAAAUUAUUUGGUGGAUUAUGUUAGCAUCAGCAUCAGAGGCUAGGUUUGCUAACUAGCUAGCUACUCUAGUCCAACUGUUGAACACAUGAAACCACUGUAGCAACAUGUCCACAGACACCAAGAGGACACUUAAGUGUGUCUGACUUAUUUGAACAAAACAUGGACACAAACUUAUCUUGUGUUACAGCCACCGUUAGCCACUGUUAGCAAUGCUCUACGCUGUAUUUUCAAAGUACAAACAGUGUAGAAAACAAAUGUCCAUUGAUUAAGAAAAAUUGUGUACGACUGAUUUAAUGUAAAACGAAUAAGUAGCAGUAAAAUUAGCAGUGUUUUACGAAACCUAACUCUGGGGUUUGUGAGGUUACUCCGACUAUCUGAGUUGACCUUUUUGUUACAUAAAAUCCCAACUUUAUAGCUAGGUUUGUUAACUAGCAAGCAAUUCUAGUACAAUUGUUGAACACAUGACAUUACUGUAACAUGUCCAGACACCAGGAGGACACUUAAGUGUUUACAACUUAUUUAAGUAGACACACAAAAAAGGGCCAAACAAAACAAAAAACUAGCUUUCUAGAUGCUACGAGCAGCCAUUUUGUGCGAGUGUACACACAGGCACCCAUUAAAUUUUCCGUGAGCACUGAGUGCCAAAAAAUGUGCAAAAUGUACUGACCUGUGAACUGUGACGUUUCUUUGCACCUGGAGAAGGACCUGGACCCAAAACAUGAACUUGUCUAGCUGGUCCGUAGGACAAUUUUGACUACUUACUAAAGAGGCGGUCCCCUGUCUGUGCUGUUAAUAAAUGCCCCGCCCCACAUCAAGGAUAAGUGAAUGCUGUCAGGAAGUUAGCCAAAAGACAACAUGGUUGACAACAGCUUAAACUUUGACCUAGCUAACAGGAGAUUAAAUUAAGUGUUAAUUCAAACACAUUUGACUCUUAAUGCGUGGUUAAGAAUUCCGUUAAAAACUAAUAACUACAUAAUAUUUUCUACUAUGGCGUCUUUUUCAAAUAACAAAACCACUUAAAAAAAAAACAGGACUAUAAAACAGAAAUAGCUGUUAAAGCAACUGUUCAGUAACACAACCUGUAAAAUGCAUAAUUUUACAGGUUAAUCAGGUUUUCCAUUGUUUUUUCUUUGUUGUCAGUCACUUUUUUGGGGAAUUAAACCAAAUAUUAAGGCAUUACCACUAAUUUUUAAACCCAGUUGUGGGUUUUGUGCAAUAAAAGAAGUAAAUUUGGUAAAGAUUGUGUUCACUGCAGGUGAUAAUUCAGUAACAAUAUAUACUGUAUGUGUCUCAAUAUAAUUGUUUUCUACUGCAAGAAAACUGGCUACGUCUGUAGGUAUUACAUGUACCUAAUAAAGUGGCUGUUUAAUGUUUA
Solea solea (common sole) is the source of this 3487-nucleotide messenger RNA. It is a transcript of the gene slc49a3, whose product is annotated as solute carrier family 49 member 3. Bases 254 to 1738 code for a protein of 494 amino acids. NCBI's taxonomy places the organism in Eukaryota, Metazoa, Chordata, Actinopteri, Pleuronectiformes, Soleidae. Gene Ontology annotation, molecular function: transmembrane transporter activity. The record is from RefSeq and is a predicted model, not a curated record. The transcript is spliced from 10 exons. Gene Ontology annotation, cellular component: membrane. Gene Ontology annotation, biological process: transmembrane transport.